Molecule: messenger RNA, 1522 nt
Organism: Helianthus annuus (common sunflower)
Lineage: Eukaryota; Viridiplantae; Streptophyta; Magnoliopsida; Asterales; Asteraceae
Product: serine/threonine-protein phosphatase PP1 isozyme 2
Exons: 4
Coding region: 278-1210 (310 amino acids)
Cellular component (GO): nucleus; cytoplasm
Molecular function (GO): protein serine/threonine phosphatase activity
Source: RefSeq, a predicted model, not a curated record
UAACAAAUUAGAGCUUCCGUAUGCUCCCAGGUUAUAUUCUUAAUCUGGGAAACAUCGAACAACAACGGCAUCUCCGCCGCAUCGGAGUUCUUCCUCCCCCACAAACCACCAUUUUCUCCCUCUAAUUUAACCUAAUUAUUAAUAUUAUUAUUAUUAUUAUAAUCACAAUUCAUCGCUAUCACCACUUAUUGAGGCGCAUAUAUCCCCAAAUUUAUAUUAUUAUAUAAUAAUUCCAAAGAAGGAAGGAGCAAAAGGUAUUGUGAAUUCUAGGGUUUCAAUGGCUCAAAAUGGAGAGGGGAUGAACCCUGCUUUACUCGAUGAUAUCAUCAACCGGUUGUUGGAGUUUCGUCAAGCGAGAACCGCUCGCCAGGUUCAGCUCUCGGAGGCUGAGAUCCGGUUGCUUUGUACCACUUCUCGUGAAAUCUUUCUCCAACAGCCCAAUCUUUUGGAGCUCGAAGCUCCGAUUAAGAUCUGUGGCGACAUUCAUGGACAAUACGGGGAUCUGUUAAGGUUAUUUGAAUACGGAGGAUUUCCUCCCGAAUCAAAUUAUCUAUUCCUGGGUGAUUACGUGGACCGUGGCAAGCAAAGUCUGGAAACCAUAUGUCUUUUACUCGCCUACAAAAUCAAAUACCCCGAAAACUUCUUCCUUCUAAGAGGAAACCAUGAAUGUGCUUCAAUCAACAGGAUAUACGGAUUCUAUGAUGAAUGUAAACGCCGUUUCAAUGUUCGACUUUGGAAAACGUUUACCGAGUGUUUCAACUGUCUUCCUGUGGCUGCUCUUAUAGAUGACAAAAUACUAUGUAUGCAUGGUGGUCUUUCUCCUGAUCUAACGAACCUAGAUCAGAUAAGAAACUUGACCCGCCCGACGGAUGUUCCGGAUUCUGGUUUGCUUUGUGAUUUACUUUGGUCGGAUCCUAGUAGGGAUGUUAAGGGGUGGGGGAUGAAUGAUAGGGGCGUGUCCUACACUUUUGGUGCUGAUAAGGUGGCUGAGUUCUUAAUGCAGCAUGAUAUGGACCUUGUUUGUCGUGCUCAUCAGGUUGUUGAAGAUGGAUACGAGUUCUUUGCUGAUAGACAGCUUGUUACUAUAUUCUCAGCCCCAAAUUACUGCGGUGAAUUUGAUAACGCUGGUACGAUGAUGAGUGUUGAUGAAAGCUUAAUGUGUUCUUUUCAAAUCUUGAAGCCAGCUGAUAGAAAACCUAGAUUUUUGUGAUGCUAUCAAGACAUGAUUUAAUGUGGGGACCCUUCGAUUUUUAGAAUCCAUUGGCUAUGAAAGAGGCAGGAGAACAUCCAUAAAGAUUGGAUAUCAAUUAAGAAGAUUUGUAUUUUGGUAUUUUAAAGGCUGCCUUGGAGCCUGCUAGUUAAUUCCGUUAUCGUUGUUGGAAAAAAGUCUUUAUUUUAAGAUAUUGGCGUUCGAUUUAUGAUGACAUUGUAAAUACAUUUGGCUUUGUAAAUCGUUUGACGCUGUAAUGUAUUAUUACUGUUGACAUCUCACAAUUGCAUGUGUCGUCGCUCUUAAAUCUUA